ACUAAGAGAUUUUAAUCACUCCUGUCGCUUUAAGGACACUUAUCAAAGCCUUAUUAUGCGAAUAGAAAAUACCAUGAGCCACUGAGCAACGCAGCGACCAAGGGACGGAUUGGAGUGGAUUUAUAGGAAACUUAACCAUGAUCUAAACUGGAAUAGACCGCUUCCAAGCCUUAUGGAGUUUGAUUACACAGUGGAUGGUUGUGUUAUUCGGACGGAUCGGAUCAUUUAGGAAAUAUUGCGCAUAAGUAGCUGCCAGACUUGGGAUCCCUGCCCCUGACGCGCAUAGAGGAAUAUGGCUUAAAACUUGUCAAUGCCUAUAGGAUUAUUCAGCCAUUUAACAACCACAAUCGAUAAGUACUUGUCCACCAGCGUGUGCGUGUGUGUUUUUCCGGACGGAUAUUCUCCCAAGCUCUUUAUUUGACAGCCUUGGAUCAUGGAUUGGGGUGGUGGAAAACAACAACGGGCAGCGACAUGAUUUCUCUGCGCUGUCUGCGGUAUGCAGCGAGGUUAGGCUGUAACAUCGGCUGGUAUUAUUCCGAUGCAACAAAAGUUACAAAGCGGGUCUAAUGCGUGGAUUUUAACUGUUUGGCCGUUUUGCACCUGCUUUAACGGAGAACGCGUCGACAUAGUGCAGAUUCGUGACAAAAUAACGUGUGGAAUCCGCGGCGCUUUGCUUUCUCUCUCUCUCUCUAUCGCCUGCAUGGGAUACUUGAACAUUUGCUUAUUGUAAGGGAGAUUGGGGAGGUUUAUACUCAAGGUCAUUGAGUGUUAUUAGCCUAUAUUUGCGCUGUUAUUUACACACACAUACCCCUACCCUCUCGUUAUAGCGCAGCCUAUAAUUCUCAGUCCAGUGUGUAUUAUUUGUUAUUACAGGGUGCAGCGACCAUUUAGGCGAGCUUAUACCGUGGAGUGACAUAUAGCCUAUAUAUUAAAAUAUACAUUGUUUAUUUUGACAUCGCAACCUUUUACAAAUAACAUGGAUGGGAAAUUGAAGCAGGGUCGGAGAUGCCGGGCCAAGCGGGAGAGGGUGCGGAGGUUGCGGGAGGCAGGGAGCAGAGACGCCCGCAGCCCCGACCCCAACUCCUCCUGCUCCGACAGGGAGGGACACAGUCCGGGGAGGGACGCCGCCUCCCUGGCCGGUAAAAAGGCUCCGCACCCCGCAGCCGCCGCCAGAGCCCCGCGUCCCCCGCGGAGGAAGAGACGGGAGUCCAGCUCUCAGGAGGAGGAUAUCAUUGAUGGAUUUGCUAUCGCCAGUUUCAUCAGCCUGGACCGUCUGGAGAAGAAGACCGGCGUGGUGAAGACGCAGGAGAAGAAGGAGCGCUGGAAGGAGAAAAAGGCGGCGAAGCGGCAGAGGAAGGAGGAGGAGGAGGUGGAGGAGGAGGAGGAGAACGUCCAGCCCGUCAUGGACCCCCUGGAGAACGGCUUCCUCCACCAUGCCCAGCGCGAGCAGGAGAGGAUGAACGAGAGGCUGCUGAAGAAGACCUACUCCAAGAAGAACAAAACGAUCAAGCCUUUGGCGGUUCGUCCGGUGAAAGUGAGCGAAGACGAGGCGGUGCAGGAGCUCAGCCGACCCCACAGGAGCAACUCCAAGGAGCAGCUCAGCGAGAGCUCCACUCACUCGCUGUCAGGCCGCGGCUACUCGUGUGACAGCGAGAGUGACAUUGACGACAAGGUGUCUGAUGUAGGAUCUGAGAAGCUCUUUUCCCCCACCACACCCAAAGGUGUGCCGACGAAUGAGAGUCCCGAGUCCAAGACUUGCAGCUCGGCCAAAGUCUCGGGGCUCCAGCGCAGCCAGGAGCAGAGCAACAGCGAGGUGCCGUUCGCGCCUCCCGUGCCCAGCCCCACCCCGGCCUCGGCGCCCACGGGCUCCCCUGCCCCGGCUGCAGCGGCGGCCCCCCCGGAGCCGCCCAGGACCCGCCUCCCCACCCCACCUCCUCUCAGCGUCAAGAAGGAGCAGCAGCCUCCGCCCCCUGUCCCCACCCCUCCCCUGCUGAGGGCCCCGCCCCACCCUCUGCCCCACCCUCCUCACCCGCACGUGGAGCCCCGGGUGCUCCCACCCCCGCAACACCACACCCGGCCCAUUAUCAACCACCAAGUGCAUCACCCGCUGCAGUACCCCGGCCUCCACGACAUCAGCCACAGCAGCAGCCCGGUGGGCCUUUCCAAACACCCCCUGCCCCCCUCCCCUCACCACCACCUCAGCGGGCUCCCGUCCACGGCCCCGGCCUUGCCCCUGUCCAUAACCAACCUCUCUACCUCGCACUAUUCGUCCUUACGGAGCCCGGCCCAUCGCCAUCCGGCCAUGUUUGCAACCCCCGCCACACUGCCGCCACCGCCGACUUUACCGACCAACAGCUUAGUGGUCCCCGGGCACCCUGCCGGCACCCCCUACCCAGAGCAUGACCUCCUGAGGCAGGAGCUGAACAACCGCUUCCUGGUUCAGAGUUCGGAGCGGGGCCGGGGGCCGUCCGCCUCGCCGCUGGCCCCCGUGUCGCUCCUGAGGGCUGAGUUUCACCAACACCAGCACAUGCACCAGCACCAACACACGCACCAGCACACCUUCACGCCCUUCCCCGCCAGUCUGCCCCCGGCCGCCAUCCUCACCCCGCCCACCGCACCCCCCAUGGUGCGUACCCAAGCCAGAAAUUUUGACAAGUACUCCCCCAAACUGGACAAUCCAUUCAUCAGACAUUCGAACUUUUUCCCCUCCUACCCCCCCACCAUGCCAGGCAUGCCCCCGCUGCUCCCACACUCAGGACCCUUCAGCUCGCUGCAAGGAGCCUUCCAGCCCAAGGCAUCCAAUCCCAUUGAUGUAGCGGCUCGUCCGGGGGCAGUACCUCACACACUCCUACAGAAGGAUCCACGGAUAACAGAUCCAUUCAGGACGUCCGUGAGAAAACCUGGCAAGUGGUGCGCGGUGCAUGUCCAGAUUGCAUGGCAGAUCUACCACCACCAGCAGAAAAUGAAGCAGAUGCAGCUGGAUCCUCACAAGCUGGACAUGAACGGGAAGCUGGACCUGUUCAGCCGGCCCCCUGCCCCCGGAGUCUUCCCAGGGUUCCCGUACCCCCAUGACCUGGCGCGACCCCUCUUCUCUUCCACGGGCUCUGGUCACCCAGCGCCUUCCCCCUAUGGCCCCACCCCGCACCCCAGUGGCUUCCUGCCUCCUAGCCAUUUGGCAGGUAAGUAUCCUUUCAGUCGCUCCAGUACCUUUGGCGGCCUCGGCAACCUUUCAAGCAGUGCCUUCGGAGGAUUAGGCAACCCCUCGCUUGGCACCAACAGUGUGUUUGGCCCCAAGGAGGGACCCGGGGGGCUGCCCAGCUUCAGCAGCCCCCACCACGACACCUGGAACAGGCUCCACCGCACCCCGCCGUCCUUCCCCACCCCGCCGCAGUGGCCCAAGUCCGCCGACGCCGAGAGGAGCAGCUCGGCCAACAGCCACGACAGAGAGCGAGAGCGGGAACGGGAAAGAGAGAGGGAGAGGGAGAGGGAGCGGGAGAGAGAGAAACGAGACUCGUCCAUCGGGAAGGAGGAGAAGGAUAAAGACAGGGAUUCAGUGGAUCGCAACCGCCACUCCAACCGCUCAUCCCCCGCCUCGGCGCCAGUCAGCUACCAGAUCAGCAGCCUGAUCCGCUCAAACAGCCAGAACUCCACUGAUUCGGGUCGCCACCACAGUGGCAGCGUAGACCGGGUCCGUGAGGCAGAGAAGGAGAUGCUGGAGCGCCACCGGGAGUCCUCGACGCUGGGGGAUGUGAAGGUGAAGGAGAGCCGCUCGCCUGGCAAGGAGGUGCUGGAGAGGAGACCCUCAGAAGACUCCAUCAAACCCGCUCAUCGGUCUCCCUCCCCAUACUCGAAGGUGGCAAUCAACGAUCAGGGCAUGAAGAUGGCGGGCGGGCCCCCGCCCACGCUCAAGGAUGGUGAAAGGAAAGAGCCCCCACCUGCAGAGCUGCUGCAAAAGGUGAAGAAUGACAUGAAGAUUAAGGAGGAGAGGAAGGAGGAACAGGAGGUGAUGGUGGUGAGUUCCGAGCCUGCCCCCCAACCCCCAGCCCAAGCUCCUCCUGCCCCCGCCAUCCAACCUGGACAUCAACACCACCACCACCACCACCCUCCUCUGUCCCAACAGCCCCCUCCUCCCUCCCCACGCAGCAGUGAGAUCCCCACUCCCAGCCUGCACGGGGUCCCCAUGGCCCACUCGCUCCCUCUCUCCAUGAGUGCCAUGCACCAGAUGGGCAGCCUCAAUGUGCUGGACCGCGCUCGCAUGGCUCCCUUCAUGGGGGUGAGCCCUCUGGCGGCAGGGAGGGAGCGCCUUCCCCACCCAGCCUUUCCCUGGGACCCCCUGAGAGAGGCAUACCGCAGCCUGGACCUGCAGCGCCGCAUGGACUUCCAGCUGAGGGCCGAGCAGGGACAUCGCUUCCCCACCAUGUACGACCAGGAGCGAGCAUACCGCGAGAGGGAAGCGCACGACUACUCACACCACGAGCACCUGCUGGAGGUGCGCAGGGAGCACGAGAGGAUGAGGCAGCAGGCGGAGGAGCGGGAGCGCCUCCACCUACGGGAGGAACUGGACCGGGCACGCCUCCAUCAGCUGCACCAGUCCCCCAUGGAGGGCCACCUGCCUCACAUGCCCCCCUUCAUGCCCCAUCUGGGUGGCAUGCCCUACCCCAGACUCAGCCCCUCCACAGGACACAACGGCUUGCUCAACAGAACACCCCCCACCGCCGCACUUAGUGCCCCCCCUCCCCUUGUACCGGCGGGCAGUGCCAGGCCAGCCUCGCCCAGGAGGACUACUCCCCUCACCACCACCCAGGACCCACGGGACUACUCCCCAUCCCGCAACCCCAAAGAGGUAGAGGCACGGUAGCUUCCUAGACAGAAGUACAAACGCUUACUAGACGCACUCCCCCAAUUUGAUAUCUUAUUGUGAACAAAAUGCACUGCUUUUCACCAGAGAAGAGCAAAAUCCCCAAGGAAAUUGUAUGAUUGUACAAAGUUAAGGUGUUUAAGGCUGAUUAAGCACAUGCCAUGACUUUAUUUUCAGUGGACUGGAGGUCGAAUAAUGUCGGUAAAGAGAACACAAAUAUGUGUAUGUUUAUAUCCGACUUAAAUAUUUGAUAAUUAUUAAUAUAUUAAUCCAAUACCUUUUUUCGGCUUUGUGCGAAAAGAGAGAUCCUGAAAUGAGUUUGUACAUUUCCUAUCCUUGUUCCAUGUAUAGGUAUCAUUUUUAUGAAUUUUAUGUAUUUUGUGCAUUAGUCACUCCUUUUCCAAUAUUUAUCCCAGUUGAUUGUGAGACAUAUUCAUUAUGACCCACUCUAUGGACUGGAUUUUGAUUUCAACCUCCUCAGCAGUAAUUUAACCUCACGGUACCAGGAUAUCCUCAAUGAUGGCAAUGUACAAUGUUACAUUACAGAUUUGUUUCAUUCAUUUGUUUUGCUUUUGAAAUAUGCAGAUAAAUAUAUAUUAUGAGGUCUUUGUUCGGUCUCUGUAAAGAAAACUCAUGUACAUAACUUGUUGAUAUUCCUUCGCUGCAAAAUUACCAUGUAAAUUUAUUAGGCUUUUUAAAUGUUUCUAGAAAAACAAAAUUAAAUCAAACAUGAAAACCACUUCCCUGUUGAAUACCAUGGUAACAGACAAGCCUGGCCAAUGGAAGGGAAGUAUGGAGCGAGGGUGCUGUAAAGGGGCCCUAGAAGGAUCAUCUGCAAUCUAUGCAAAGUGGCACAAAGCACCCUAAAGGAGAGACCACCUGGAAGGAGCAGUGGAUACUGGUGAUACUGAAAGAACCUUGGAUUAACAUAUGUUUAUAUUUGCCAAUGGAAUAAUGAUGGAGUUAUAAACUUAAAGACUUCCAGGUCACAAACUGGACCAGAGGCAUACAGCCCCAGACAGAAAAAGGAGGACACUUUUUUAGUGGGCGGCAAAAGGACUUUCUCUGUCAACCUUGUGGUGUUGUGCAGUUGUUUUUCUUAGACUCUUGUAUACAAAACAAGUAGAGUUUUAGGCGUGCAAAAAAUGAAAAUGAACAUUCAUGGUUUAAAAUGUACGGAAUAAAGUUUGGAUCUAAUGUCA
Molecule: messenger RNA, 6060 nt
Organism: Myripristis murdjan (pinecone soldierfish)
Lineage: Eukaryota; Metazoa; Chordata; Actinopteri; Holocentriformes; Holocentridae
Gene: fbrsl1
Product: fibrosin-like 1
Exons: 19
Coding region: 977-4858 (1293 amino acids)
Source: RefSeq, a predicted model, not a curated record